GCCCCAAUGCCGUGUGGGGAGAUGGUGGGGCGUCUGCAGGCUGAGAUGGAGGACCUGGUGAGGGUGAUCAAUGACCAGCACCGCUACAUCCAGGGGCUUCACCACAGCCAGGCCCAGAAGCUGCCUCAGAUCCCCCAGACACACCUCCAGACCGGGGACCAGUACAAAGGUCAGGCAGUGGAUAGAACCACAGAGGUCCUGUUAUUAUUUAUGUGUCAUUCUAUGCGUAGAACAUAGAAUGGGUAGGAUUAAUGGGCAUUCCACACAGAGAAAAGUUGGUUUUUAUUACAUUUUUUACUGAAUUUAUCAUCCGUUUUUUUGUGUGAUUCAUGUUUGAUUAGCUGUUAAUUGUGAUCUAUUCAAUUUCGUUUUUAAAACAGACUAAAAUAGUCCAAAAUAAUGCACUGUAUAAGGAAUGGAUCGAGUGCCAUUUGGUGUGCAUGCCCUGUAACCAUGUCCUCUGUGUGUGUAGACUGCGCUGAGAUCUUUAAGGAUGGGAACUCAGUUAGUGGCCUGUAUAUGAUCAGACCGGACCGGUCUCCCUCCUCCUUCAUGGUGUUCUGUGACAUGAGUGACGGAGGAGGCUGGACUGUCUUCCAGAGGAGAAAGGACGGAACCGAGUCCUUCGACAGGUAGGUGAAAAUAAAACACCACUAUCUACUUAGAGGGUGAUUGAUAACUUUUUCAAAUGAAUACAUUCUAUUUUAGUUACAGUGCACUGCAGUUAUACUGCAAUAUAAUUACUGUUAAUUUUUGUACGGGCAAUUGUAGGAAUAAACAAAUACUAAUAAUUUUUGAUGUAUUUUACAUUAGAUAGCCUAAUUAACACCUUUAGGUUUGCAACAAAUUGUCAUGGUAUGCUUUCUCAGAGCUCCAGCACAGAUCAUGUAUUGGGCGAUUCCACGCCAGCGGGAGCAGAAAAUAUUUUUGGAAUCUCCGUUUGUUCUGGCAAUUCUCACAUAGAAACUUCAUUGGGAGGAAUGAUGUUUAACAUGCUUUUUACAUUUGUAUCACAAAACAUUUCUUAGAAAAUGGUGAUGAAAGUGGCCACUUUAGGCCCUUUUUAGACCUAUACAAGCCUCCUGUAAGACCAUAUGAUCUGUGAACCGUACAUGACAGACAACAUCUUGAUGUCUUUAUACUCCAUAGUGUUCUCUAGCUUAUGGAAUAUGUCUCCACUCUGAAAUACAAAUGUUCACAUUCAUUUAUUCAACAUAAAAACAUAUAUAUAUAUAUAUAUAUAUAUAUAUGAAUAUCUCAAAAACAACCCUUUUUGAUUUUGUUAAUUUUAAGACAUUGUUUGGAACACUAUACUCUACAAGUACAUCAUAUUUCCAGAGUGGGCUCUCUGGUACUUUUAAUGAUAUAACUCAAACAUCCUUCCUCCCGAUGCCAUUUUUGUGAGAUUUGCCAAAACAAUCAGAGAUACCAAAACUAUUUUCUGCUCCUGCUGGCGUGGAAUCACCCUAUCGUCAGUGUGUUUGUCUCCCUCCCUCUACAGAGCGUGGGUGGAGUAUAAGCAUGGCUUUGGAGACAACCAGUCAGACGGAGAGUUCUGGCUAGGGAACGACCCCCUACACUACCUCACCUCUCAAGGUAUAGAGGAAAACCUACAGCUAGGGACAAGAGCUUUUCCCAACCACUUGAUCUGACCACGAAAAACUCCCGGCCCCUAGUAACAGGCUAUAAUAGUAAUAUGACCCAGAGUUCUUCCUGAUCUUAGUCAGGUUAUAAAUAGGGCCCAGAGUUUUCCUAAUCAGGUAACAACACUUGGCCAGGAAAAACAGGCAUCUGGCCAAAUUCACACGGAAUGUACCUAAUAAUGAUAAUGAAUUGCUUUUACAUUACAUAGAGCUUUUAACUACCGUAGAUCUGAAAAAGCCCUAUUCAGACUUGAGAUAAGUUGACUUAAAAUGGACUCAAGUCCAGAAAUGUUCACUUAAAUCCAUCUUUUACUGCCUUAAAUCCAUGUUACGUUUACUUAUCUCAAGUCUGAUUAGGGCCCCGAGUGCUUUACAUUGUACGAGGCCAAAGCAACUCAACUCAUCCACCACCACUACUGUCUCACCCACCUUGGUGACAAACGGUGGCCAUUUUGUAUCUUUAUUACCUGCAAUUGACUCUGUUUUCUAGGCGACUACGACCUAAAGAUCAACAUGGAGGACUUUGACGGAAAACAGCGCUUCGCCAAGUACAAAAACAUGAAAGUGGAUGGUGAAAAGGUACACGUGAACACAACACCACGGUCUUUACUGCAGACAUUCCUCACAUGAAACAGACACGGUUUCCCAUAACAUUGGGUGUCAGUAUUUUGUCUACUGGUGUUCAGAUUAUACAAAAGGCAGUGGAAAUAUUGAUAGAAUUGAAAGAACAAGGACGUCUGUAGUAUCUUUCUUUCCUUUCUUUCUUUCUUUCUUUCUUAACCCAACACCAACCCUUCCCUUUCUUUGUUGACAUUAGUCCUUGCUCGCAAAAACCGAACCAAUCUACCGUUUAUACUCUAUAAACUGGGGAUUACCAAGACCCAUACUCAGAGUAUGUUCUGACCAGCUGGCAAGUGUCUUCACUGACAUUUUCAACCUCUCCCUGACCCAGUCUGUAAUACCUUUUAUGUGUCAAGUUGACCACCAUAGUCCCUGUGCCCAGGAACGUCAAGGUCACCUGUCUAAAUGACUAGCGCCCCGUAGCACUCACAUCUGUAGCCAUGAAAUGCUUUGAAAGGUUGGCCAUGGCUCACAUCAACGCUAUCAUACCGGACAUCCUGGACCCACUCCAAUUCGCAUACCGCCCCAACAGAUCCACAGAUGACUCAAUCUCUAUUGCACUCCACACUGCACUCUCCCACCUGGAAAAGAGGAAAGUUGUUCAUUGACUACAGCUCAGUGUUCAACACCAUAGUGCCCUCAUUACUAAACUCAGGACCCUGGGACUGAACACCUCCCUCUGCAACUGGAUCAUGAACUUCCUGAUGGGCCGCCCUCAGGUGUUGAGGGUAGGCAACAACACAUCCACCACACUGACCCUCAACAUGGGGUCCCUCAGGGGUGCAUGCUUAGUCCCAUCCUGUACUCCCUGUUCACCCACGACUGCGUGGCCGCGCACGACUCCAAUGCCAUCAUUAAGUUCGCUGACGGCACGACGGUGGUAGGCCUGAUCACCAACGACGAUGAGACAGCCCAUAGCAGGGCUCUCCCACCCGGUUCCUGGAGAAGUAACUUCCUGAAUGUUUUCACUCCAACCCCAGUUGUAACUCACCUGAUUCAGCUGAUUAUUAGAAUCAGGUGUGCUAGAUUAGGGUUGGAGUGAAAACCUAUAGGUAGCUCUCCAGGAACAAGGUUGGAGAGCUCUGGCCUAUAGGGAGGGAGGUCAGUGACCUGGCUGUGUAGUGCCAGGACAACAACCUUUCCCUCAAUGUCAGCAAGACAAGAAGCUGAUGGCGGACUACAGGAAACGGCGGGCCGAGCACGCCCCCAUCCACAUUGACAGGGCUGUAGUGGGGCGGGUCAAGAGCUUCCAGUUCCUCUGUGUCCACAUCACUAAGGAAUUAACAUGUUCCAUACACACCAACACAGUCGUGAAGAGGGCAUGUCAAUGCCUCUUCUACCUCAGGAGGCUGAAAAGAUUUGUCAUGGGCCGAGCUCCCUGCCAUCCAUGACCUCUGUACUGCUAAAUAGUUCACCAAAUAGCUACCCAGACUAUCUGCAUUGACCCUUUUUGCACUAACUCUUUUGACUCAUCACAUACGCUGCUGCUACUGCUUAUUAUCUAUCCUGUUGCCUAGUUACUUUACCCCUACCCAUAUGUACAUAUCUACCUCAAUUACCUCAUACCCUUACACAGACUCGGUACUGGUACCCCGUGUAUAUAGCCAAGCUAUCGUUACUCAGUGUGGAUUUAUUACUGGUUAUUAUCUUUCUAUAAUUUUUCGAGUUUUCUCUCUGCGUUGUUGAAAAGGACCCGUGAGGAAGCAUUCCACUGUUAGUCUCCACCUGUUGUUUUUAUGAAGCAUGUGACAAAUACAAUUUGAUUUGAAUGUCCUUGAGCAAAGGUACUGGGGCAAACCAGCAAUCCUCUUCAUUCACUUUCUCAUAUUAGCCCAUCGUGGAACAAGAUCAAUAUUUGUAGUCCGCAGUAUUCAGAAUGAUACAUCUCAGCAGUGCUCUGUUUAGGAGAUCAUUGAGCGUGUUACAGUAUAAGCAUAUUACAUACCUAGGUCUGUCACUCCUGGUCUUCAGCCUGUUACCUAAAGCUGUGGUACUUUUUACAGUAGGCGUGGGGGAAGUCUGGCCCAUGACUUCUGCAGAGUGUGCACACCAAUGUAGCAGGCAUUUGUUUGCGGUCUAAACUGAAGACCACAAUUAGUUGAUUAUUUGAAAUCAGGUGUUAGGUUAAAGGAGAUCGUUCAGUGAUUUUACGUAGUUAAAUAUUCAAAAUCGCUGAAUUAUUUCGUCCUAAAAUACUAAAGAAAUUACUCCCUAAAAUACUCCCUAAAUUACUCCUCUUCCCCCUCCAGGACCAGUAUCAGCUUCAUCUGGGUGAUUACACUGGCAAUGCGGGGGACGCCCUCCCCGAAGCCCACCCCCCUCGCAGUGGACAGUGGAACAGUCUAGGGGCCGGUCACCUGGGAGUCAAGUUUAGUACCUACGACCAUCCCAACAAGGAGGACGAUGAGAAGUGUAUCCGCCAUGACAAGUCAGGCUGGUGGUUCAGCAAGUAUGGCCUUCUGCAUUACUGUGGAGAUUCAGUAACCUCUCAACAACAUUAGAGUAUUGGCCUUCUGCAUUACUGUGGAGAUUCAGUAACCUCUCAACCACAUUAGAGUAUUGGCCUUCUGCAUACUGUGGAGAUUCGUACCUCUCAACAACAUUAAGUAUUGGCCUUCUGCAUUACUUGAGAUUCAUACCCUCUCAACAACAUUAGAGUAUUGGCCUUCUGCAUUACUGUGGAGAGUCAGUACCCUCACAACAUUAGAGUAUGGGCCUUCUCAUUACUGUGAGAGUCAGUACCUCUCAACACAUUAGAGUAUUGCCUUCUGCAUCUGUGGAUCAGUAACCUCAACAACAUUAGAGUAUUGGCCUUCUGCAUUACGUGGAGAGUCAGUAACCUCUCAACAACAUUGAGUAUUGGCCUUCUGCAUUACGUGGAGAGUCAGUACCUCUCACAACAUUAGUAUGGCCUUCUGCAUUACUGUGGAGAGUCAGUAACCUCUCAACAACAUUAGAGUAUUGGCCUUCUGCAUUACUGUGGAGAUUCAGUAACCUCUCAACAACAUUAGAGUAUUGGCCUUCUGCAUUACUGUGGAGAUUCAGUAACCUCUCAACAACAUUAGAGUAUUGGCCUUCUGCAUUACUGUGGAGAUCAGUAACCUCUCAACAACAUUAGAGUAUUGGCCUUCUGCAUUACUGUGGAGAUUCAGUAACCUCUCAACAACAUUAGAGUAUUGGCCUUCUGCAUUACUGUGGAGAUUCAGUAACCUCUCAACAACAUUAGAGUAUUGGCCUUCUGCAUUACUGUGGAGAUUCAGUAACCUCUCAACAACAUUAGAGUAUUGGCCUUCUGCAUUACUGUGGAGAUUCAGUAACCUCUCAACAGAAUAUUGGCGCAAACAUUUAUUUUCUACAUACACUCCCGACUCCUCUACGUAUUUAUUUGGACAGAAAAGCUAAAACUUUUAAUUUGGCUCUAUACUCCAGCAUUUUGAGAUAAAAUGUUUUGUAUGAGACAUGCCACCUUUUAUUUGAUGGUAUUUUCAUACGUAUCCGUUUUACCAUUUAGAAAUGAAUGUAGCCCCAUUUGAAGGUGUCAUAAGUAUUUAUUCAAUUUAGUCAAGUUUAGUAUUUGGUCCCAUAUUCCUAGCAUGUAAUGACUACAUCAAGCUUGUGAUGCUCCACAUUUGCAGUUUGUUUUGGUUGUGUUUCGCAUUAUGUUGUGCCCAAUAGAAAUUCAUGGUUUUACGGAUAAUCGUGAAUAAUGACGAGUGAGAAAGUUACAGAUGCACAAAGAUCAUGCCCCCAAAACAUGCUAGUCUCUCACCAUUCCAAUAACAGGGGAAGUUAGCAAUUUUUGGGGGGUAUGCUAUUUAUGCCUCUAACUUUCUUAUUCAUCCUUAUUCACGAUUCAUUCAGGACUAUCCGUAGUCAUGGUAGCAUCCACAUGAAUGUAGAAGUGUUCAGAAACAUAUUCUAUUCUUAUUUAUAGUAAAAGUGACUCCAAAAUGACACAAUACAUUAUUUACCAUUCAUUUCUAUUGGGCACAACAUAAUCUGAAACACAACCAAAACAAAUCAACCAAUGGUUGGUGCCACUUCAUCGAUUGUGUUAUCGACUGAUAGAUUGCUAUAACAUAUGAUAUGUUUAGCUGAUAGGCAAAAUACCUAUCCAGGACUUGUAAGAUCUGGCAACGUCCAAGCAGUGGAACGCGACCUAUUACUAUGAAUCUCAGAUGUUGGCGUCAUUCUGCAUCUCUCCACCAGGUGUGAGUCUGGCAACUUGAACGGUCACUACUACAACGGGCCGUACCAAGCGGUGAUGGACGACGGGGUUGUCUGGUACACCUGGCACGGCUGGUGGUAUUCAAUCAAAUCCGUAGUCAUGAUGAUCCGGGCCUCCGACGUCCAUCCAGCUGGAUCUGAUGUCCAACUGACCAGAACGCCAGAUGACGUCGAUCCUUUUAGAGUUUUGCCUCAAUUAGGAUAGGCUGAAGGUGGUGUUACAUCAUAGAGAACAUCCAAUCAUAACCAUCUUGAUGCUCAUUCUCAUUUGUCAAGCCAGUGAGAUUUAAAGAGAUUUUCUGGUAAUUUUAUAUUUUUUUAGCCAGUAGUUCUGAAAGUAGCACUCACGAGCCAAAAGUGGUCCCCGAACAUUGCGUACUACGUCACAUAUGUAAAGAUAUGUGUACCACGUCAUUGCUCUCUCUCUCUCUGCGGUGUCCACUAAGCUGUUGGGCCUGCCCUACAACCUCAUUGGAUAAUGCUGGGCAGGCUUCUUGCUAGCUGUCACUCAAAUGCGAGGGGCUGAAGCUCAUUGGCUAGAACUCAAAUUGCUAGGGGGCUUACACAUUUGGGGGGGAAAUGUAGGGAAAAUGACACACCACAGCUUGAAAAGAACAG
Messenger RNA from Coregonus sp. 'balchen', 7109 nucleotides. Lineage: Eukaryota; Metazoa; Chordata; Actinopteri; Salmoniformes; Salmonidae. The record is from the annotation of a GenBank genome assembly.